Messenger RNA from Eurytemora carolleeae, 1407 nucleotides. RefSeq lists its product as uncharacterized. The coding region runs from base 13 to 1392 and encodes 459 amino acids. The transcript is spliced from 15 exons. Lineage: Eukaryota; Metazoa; Arthropoda; Copepoda; Calanoida; Temoridae. The record is from RefSeq and is a predicted model, not a curated record.
UAUUAAUUUCAGAUGAAUUAUGAUGGACGAAUAAUAAUUAAAAAUGAUGAGUCCAGUAUUCCUGAAGAUUUUAGAAAAAUCACUCAAACAUUUAUUUCCAACCCAAGACCCGACGUUGAAGCAACCGUUGUCACCAAAUCCCACAUAAUAGAGCUUAAAAACGGAAUUAUUUGGCGAACAUCAAUUCUACCUGAAGAUUUACCGAGCAUUGACAAGAUUGAUGUUUACCACGGAAUAGGUUGGUUUUAUGUUCUGGAGUGUGAAGAUAUCCUGGUUCUUAUCUCUUGCUCCGAUCUUACUGAAAGGAGAAGGUUUAGUGAAGUCUCAAGCUACAGAAUAGGAGAUUUCUUGAAUAUAAACAGAUCCCUUCUCUUUCUUCAUGUAAGACUUGAUGACUCAAUUCUUACUGAUGGGAACACAGACUUCGACACUGCACAGGUUUGGCCUCCUUCAGCCGAGCAGAAAAAGCUUCAGAAAACUUUAAAACAAAGACUUGAUAUUACUAGAAGAGGGCUGGAGAGUUCAAGAAAUGAAUUGAAUGCAACAAAACUUUUUAUCCAAGAAACAAUCAGAAGACUUUCUGCAUCAGCUUAUAAUGUUCAACCUAUACAGGAAAGCUCCUUGCAAAACCUUGUAAAUUCAACCCAGAAGAAGGAACAGGAUAAAGAGCUGCAUCAGCAAUCUGCUAUUAAGUUUGGUUUGAGCCGGGUUCGUGUUGUUGGGAAGAACCUGAUAAUCCUGGUAGAUAUUGAGACCCUGGAUCCUGUUCAAGGGUUGAGGUUGGAACUAUUGAGUAGGGAGGAUACAUGUAUAGAAUAUAGAGCAACUUGUUUAGUUCUCAGUAACCAAGAUGGUCGGUUGUAUCCGGAGUUUUGUGAAAAGCUCGGAGAUAACGAGAGAGGAGUUGGAGUUCUUAUUCUUCCUCAAUCCGUCCUUGCUUGCUUCAGAUCUCAUUCGUUAUCUUUAUCUCUCACAGUGAACCAUAAUCAAGGUAGAUCAUCAAUAGAGCAAAUAGUUCUGCAGACGGAUCAAUUGUUAAACGACCAGCCAGUUCUUAAUCCUCUCUCAACAGAAUUUUUGCCAGAUUUCCUCGCAUUUUUUGUUAACGGAAUCCGGGAAAAACUGGAGAUCUCAACGGAACUGGGAACACUAGAGAGUUUUCAUAAAAUAAUUCCAGAUUUAGGAUUCGAAUCUUUUCAACUUGGAACAAGUAAAGGAUACUUUUGCAGGGAUCCUGGGAAGUAUUUCUAUGGAACUUUUAUACUUAAUACCUCUAAAUCAUUUCAGAGAAUGUUUGUUGAUAUGUACUGUAGAGACUAUUCUACCCUUGGAACUAUUGUUAAACUAAUGAGAUCUAAACUGCCCUGUGAUACUAAGAUAAAACAAAGAUGACACGUUUCAGAAAAA